GUGUAAAAGAGUGGUCGAAGGCUGUAAGGUUUGAGAGAAGUGAGAAUGGGGAAUCCGAGAGAGAAGGAACACAUUGAGGGGAUACGGAGGAAGAAGUUCUCGAUUGGAGGGCCAGAAAACCCGUUGAUCCCAGACCUUCACGAGGCAGUCAAGAAUCUCUCCGCCGAGCUCUAUGCCAAAGAUGUUCACUUUCUGAUGGAGCUCAUUCAGAACGCAGAAGAUAACCAUUACAAUGAGGGGGUAAAUCCAACGCUUGAAUUCAUCAUAACAUCAAAGGACAUAACAGCCACACGAGCUCCAGCCACAUUACUCAUUUUGAACAAUGAGAAGGGUUUUUCUCCGAAAAACAUCGAAUCCAUUUGUAGUGUCGGACGCUCCACCAAGAAGGGCAACAGAAGAAGUGGUUAUAUAGGGGAGAAAGGGAUUGGUUUCAAGAGUGUGUUCUUGAUUACUACUACACCUUACAUUUUCAGCAACGGAUAUCAGAUACGUUUCAAUGAGGAGCCUUGUCAGCAUUGCGGUCUUGGAUAUAUAGUUCCAGAAUGGGUUGAGGAGAACCCAACACUUGAAGAGAUAGAGCAGAUAUGUGGUGUGGAUGAUUCUCGUCCAACCACAAUCAUUAUAUUUCCUUUGAAGCCAGACAAAGUUGGACCGGUGAAACAACAGCUCUCCAACAUUCAUCCAGAGGUUCUUCUAUUUCUUUCAAAAAUCAAACGGCUUUCAGUGAGGGAAGAUAACGAGGAUCCCAGGCUUAAUACUGUAACUGCCAUAGCCAUUUCAAGUGAGAUUAAUUUCAUGACAAGGAAAAACAUGAAUGCCAAGUCCUAUACUCUUUGUUUAUCUUCUGAGGAAAAUGGGGAUUCUGAAAAAGAAUGUAUGUACCACAUGUGGAGGCAAAGAUUUCCUGUAAGGCCAGAAAAUCGAGUGGAAAGGAGAAUGGAUGUGGAGGAGUGGGUUGUCACAUUAGCCUUUCCAAAUCAGGAGAGGCUUCACAGGGGAAGGAGUUCACCUGGGAUCUACGCAUUUCUUCCUACAGAGAUGGUCACAAAUUUCCCUUUCAUAAUUCAAGCAGAUUUUGUGUUGGCUUCAUCAAGAGAGACAAUUCUCUUGGAUGAUAAGUGGAACCAAGGUAUACUCAACUGUAUUCCUUCGGCUUUUAUGGAUGCAUUCAAAUCACUUGUUAUCUCACCAGAUCCUCCAAUAUCCAGUUUGAUCCGGUUCUUUCAAUUCCUACCACUUAAUAUAUCUUCCUAUCAGGAGUUAAAUGACAUAAGGGAUGAAAUCAAAGCAAAGGUGGUUGAAGAAAGCAUUGUUCCUAGUGAGACAUACUCGAAACAGAAGCACUUUUAUAAGCCUCGUGAAGUUGGCAGACUAUUGCCUGCUUUUUGGGAUGUUUUAACAAAGGCCAAAGAGCAAGGAGUACACUUGGGUAACCUAUCAUCCCAUGGAAGUUAUAUCCUACAUUCUUCAUUCGAUCAGGUUCAGUUUGAUCACAUACUAGACUUCUUGGGUGUACAACUAGUCAGUCAUGAAUGGUAUGCAAAGUGUAUUCAGAGUUCUAAUCUCGUGUUGGGAGUAUCAGAAGAUGCCUACUUGCAGCUUUUAUUGUUUAUUGCCGAGAAUUGGGGGUCCAGAAUCUGGUCCUCCAAUAUGAAGUUUACUCCUCUAAUCAAAUGUGUUCGUUCGGAUGGAAAUCUGUCCUGUUUCGAUCUUGAUAAAUGUGAGAGGAGCCAAGGUUCUGUGAAGAUUCUUUUAGCUGAUCCGAACCAAUCCUGCCCUAUCUCGUGGCUGAUUUCAUGGAACAGGGAAUUCUCUUGUGCAGGCAAUCAUUAUUUUAUGCCAGAAACCACACAGGAGGCAAUACAGAAAUUUCCCCGGAAACAGACCUUGUUGGGAUGGCUGGGAAAAGAAAUUAAUUUUUCUACUGUAGGUGCAUAUGAUUAUGCAAAUCUCAUAUGCCAUUCUAUUGGCAAUAAAUGCAAUCAUGCUCUUGCUUAUUCACAUUUCUUAUAUCACUCAUUCUUAAGGCAAUAUUUGUCAAGGUGGCAGGUUGAUGAUCUAUGCAAAUCUAUGCCACUAGUAGACAAUUAUGGUCGCGUGUCCACGUGCAGAGAAGGGGUUCUCGUGCCGGCUAAGGAGAGCAAAUGGGCAGAUUUGAUCGUUUCUAAUCCAUGGAGGGAUGAAGGCUAUGUUGAGUUGAAAGAAGACUAUUUGUACUCAUACAGAUUUGCAGGCCAAUAUACCUACCAGGGGAGACUUAUAGACUUCCUUAAAACUCAUGUUGGAGCUUGUGAUAUACCUCACAUAUCUCCUCCGAAUGCUAGUUUUUCUGCUGUGAAUAAUCCUUUGACGAAGGAAAAUGCUUUCUUGGUUUUGGAUUGGAUCCAAAAUUUGAAGUACAGAGGGAUUCUACCAGAGAGGUUCCUGAAAUCCGUAAGGGAAGGUAGUUGGCUGAAAGUUACAAUCAAUGGGUAUAGGCCACCUUCCAAGUCAUUCUUAGUCGACUCAACAUUGAGAAACCUGCUGCAAAAUAGAUCUGUUCUUGUUGACAUUCCAGUGGUUGAUCAGAUAUUUUAUGGGAAAAAACUAGAUGAGUACGAGGACGAGUUGAAAACAAUUGGAGUGAUGUUCAGUUAUAAGGAGGCAUGUGCAUUUAUUGGGAAAGAACUCAUGUCUCGGGCAGCUUCUUUCACUUUGAGUAGAGUGCAAGUUUUGUCUAUGCUUCAGUUCAUCAGAUAUCUAAGGCAAAAUCAUUUCCCCUCGGGUGAGUUUGUGAGCAGCAUAAAAAAUGGAAGGUGGCUCAAGACAUGUUACGAUUACAGGUCUCCUGAUAGAGCUAUCUUGUAUGAUUCUGAGUGGGAAAUUGCAUCUCAAAUCAGCAAUCUCCCAUUCAUUGACGACUCUUACUAUGGUAAUGAAAUAUAUAAUUUCAAGGAGGAACUUCAAUUGCUGGGUGUGAUGGUUGGCUUUUGUGGAAGAUACCAACUUGUUAUUGACCACUUAAAAUCAUCCUAUAAUUUGAUCAAUUUCACGGCCGAGGCUAUUAUAUUGAUACUAGAAUGCAUGCAUUUCUCAAAUGUCUCUGGCAAGCUUGUCAGUGCGCUUCAAGGAUCAAAUUGCUUGAUGACGAGUAAAGGGUUCAAAGCUCCGCGUGGUUGUUACUUAUCUGAUCCUGUAUGGGGUUGUAUUCUUGAGGUAUUCAAUAUUUCCCCUGUGAUUGAUCAUAAUUUCUAUGGGAACAAGAUUAUGACUUACAAGGAUGAGCUGAAGAGAACGGGAGUGGUGGUUGAUUUUGAGGAUGCAAUCGAAGCAUUUGGUGCAGUUUUCAAGCUAAAGGCAUCUCAAGCUUCCCUUACCAAGCAGCAUGUGGAGUCAUUUCUCUUCUGCUACAGACACCUGAAGGAAGCUCAAUAUGCAUUUCCUUCAAGUUUUUUGGCAAUUUUAAGAACUGUCGAGUGGUUGCGGACUCGCCUUGGUGCUCAUAAGCCUCCCAAAGAUUGCAUUUUGUUUGGUCCAGCAUGGGAAUCUCUCUCUGCAAUUACUCGUCUCCCUUUCAUUGAUGAUAGCGAUAAUUUUUAUGGCAAGGGCAUCUCUGAGUAUAAGGAAGAAUUGAAAAGCAUGGGAGUUGCUAUUGAAGUGAAAGAUGGACUGAAGCUAAUCUCUGCUGGUCUAAGGUUUCCUUCUGAUCCUUCCUCCAUAACUCCUGAAAAUGUGUUUUCUUUGCUGGAAUGUAUUCGCUUAAUGCAAGAGCGUCCUCAAUCCUUUGAUGACUUUGGAGAACAGUUGUCAAGAAAAUGGUUGAAGACCCAAGUUGGCUAUGAAACUCCAAAAAGAUGUUUGUUGUUUGAUUCUCAGUGGAAAUUGGAGCCAAUGGAUGGACCCUUCAUUGAUGAGACUUUUUACGGAUCAAAAAUUACAUCUUACAAAAAGGAACUCAUUGCAAUAGGGGUUAUUUCUAGUUGUCACGAAGGGCUCUCAGUAAUGGCUGGUUACCUUAGCUACCAUUCCAAUUUUUCCACCAUAGUGCGCAUUUACAAGUAUUUGAGUAAAUAUGAUUGGAUGCCAGAGGAAGAAACUGAUAAACGGAAGAUGAUUUGGAUUCCAGAUGGAGAUCAGAAUGGAGAAUUUGUCAAUCCUGAAGACUGUGUCAUCCAUGACAAGGAUAAUCUUUUUAGUUCAAAGUUUUAUGUUUUGGAGAGAUACUAUGAAAAGGAUUUGCUUCCUUUUUUCUCCUCAGCUUUGCGCGUGAGAAGCAAUCCUCAGGUUGAUGACUACAUAGAGCUUUGGAAGGAAUGGGAGAAUUCAGUUGAACAAUUUUCACAUUAUAAAUGCUGUAAGUUCUGGAGUUUUAUCUUGAAGCACAACACUAAGAAGACAAAGGAAAAGCUUUUUGAGAACUUGAAGAAACUUCCUGUUACAUCAGACUCUAGUGGAAUACUUUUGUCUAACAAGUCUCAUGUUUUUGUUGCUGAUAACCUUUAUAUGAAGAAUCUUUUUGAGGAUGAGAGAGUAUUUGUUUGGUAUCCUCAGCCAAGCUUGCCAUCGUUGGACAGGUUUGUAUUAUUGGACAUCUACAAGGAAAUUGGUGUUUGCCCUAUAUCUAAAUCUGUGCAAAAAGAAGAAUCAUUCCGACUAGAUGGUGUGGAACUCAAUGAGGUAGAGCCAAGGAUUGUUUUCAUUGGAAAGAGUUUGGUCAAGCUUAUUCUUGGUUUUCUUGCUUGUUCUAGUCUCAAAAUGGAAGAAGAGAAGAGGCAUGAAGCUGUUCGAGGUCUUCUUGACCUUAAAGUAUAUGAGAUGACUGGGCCAAUCACGGUAAACUAUAGUUUGUCACUAUCAUCAGGGAGGACCAUUACUAGGGAGGCGAACAAGAUGAUGCGUUGGGAAAAUUCAGAACUUAUCAUCCAGAAGCUGGACUUGAAAUCUGGAAAUGCAAGCAUGAUCAAAUAUGCCACUUAUUUCUCGGAAAUGAUCUCUGCAGGCAUACUGUGUGAGCAUGUUGAUCAUGUAGGGGCACUCUCUGAGCUGAUCAAGUUGGGAUUUCUGCUCAAGUUCGAUGAGGAAGCAGUUAACUUCUUGAUGGAGUCCAAGGAUUUGCAAAUUUUUUUGGAAGAUGAGGAAUUCCUCAAUGCUGCCUUUCCGUCCAAGCAAGCUUGCUGGGAAUAGUUUCUGCCAUGUUUGUUCCUUCUUGAGUCUGUAGCAAAGAUCACUGUUAUUUGAGUUUGAUAAUUUAAGAUUUCUCAUGUUUGUCCUUGUAUGCGUUUACAUGUUCAGAUAUAAUAUUAAGUGUUGCAAUGUAAGACUUGGAUGAGUUACUUUUAAAUCAAUUCGAUGAUUGUAAAUGUGUUCGAACUUCAAA
This is a messenger RNA of Prosopis cineraria, 5356 nucleotides long. RefSeq lists its product as uncharacterized. The record is from RefSeq and is a predicted model, not a curated record. The transcript has 3 exons. Bases 46 to 5163 code for a protein of 1705 amino acids. NCBI's taxonomy places the organism in Eukaryota, Viridiplantae, Streptophyta, Magnoliopsida, Fabales, Fabaceae.